Molecule: messenger RNA, 5632 nt
Organism: Pelodiscus sinensis (Chinese soft-shelled turtle)
Lineage: Eukaryota; Metazoa; Chordata; Testudines; Trionychidae
Source: RefSeq, a predicted model, not a curated record
UUACAGCUGCAGACUAACCCGGGAACCCCCCCUAGGAAAUGACAAAGUGAGCUGGCCCAGUAAAGGAAACACCCAGCUGGUGCUGAUGAGUAACAAGGGAAAGAAACUUAUCCUGUUACAGUGGCCGCAGGAAGCCAUGGCUGCAGCGAACCCCUUGAAACUCCUCCAAGAUGAAGCGACUUGCUCCAUCUGUCUGGAGUAUUUUAAAGACCCAGUGAUUAUAGACUGCGGGCACAAUUUCUGCCGAGCCUGCAUCAGCCGGUGCUGGGAGGGAUCUGAUAGGGACAUCUCCUGCCCCCAGUGCAGAGAGACCUUUCCCCAGAAGACCCUAAGGCCCAACAGGCAGCUGGCCAGCGUCCUAUCCAUAGCCAAGCAGCUGAAUUUCCAGGCAUCAGGAAGAGAAAAUUUGUGCCAGGUGCACCAGGAGCCUUUUAAACUCUUCUGUAACCAGGACCAAACGCUCAUCUGCGUCAUCUGCAGGGAGUCCCAGACUCACCGCGCUCACACUGUGGUUCCGAUAGAGGAGGCUGCCCAGGCGUACAAGGAAAAAAUUCAAGCCCAACUGGACAAACUGAAGAUACAGCAAGAAGAGCUUCUGAAGUGGAAACGGGAUGGGGAGAAGCAAAGCCAGGAAUAUCUGGGAAAAAUAGAAACGGAGAGGCAGAAGAUUGUAUCCGAAUUUGAGCAACUUCGACUGUUUCUGGAGGAGCAAGAGCAACUCCUGCUGGCCCAGCUGGCGGCCCUGGAAAAAGAGGCUGUGAAGAUGCAGGAAGAACAUGUCAUCAAACUGUCUGAGGAGAUUUCCCGUGCCAGCAACUUGAUCAGUGAGCUGGAAAAGAAGUGUCAGCAGCAGCCAACAAGUGAAUUCUUGCAGGACAUCAAAAGCACCUGCAGCAGGUGUGAGACGACGUUCCAGAAGCCAUUGGCCGUGCCAGAGGACCUGAGAGACCGACUCGGCGUCUCUUCCCAAAGAAACGUUUGUUUACAGGAGUCUCUGAAGAAAUUCCAAGAGACCCUGCCCUACCAGCUGAGCUAUCUGAUAUCCAAGGCAGAGAAAGAAGUGCAGGCCACUGUGGAGCCAGACCUGAGAAAUCCCUUUUACCUCGUGUCCACAGAUCAGAGUGUGAUACAGGAAUACCAACACCCGGCAUUUCUGGAGAAACGGAAGAGGUUUUACCCUGCUCCCUGCGUGCUGGGCUCCAAGGGCUUCACCUCAGGGACCUAUUACUGGGAAGUGGAGGUGAAGACCAACGAUCGAUGUGUGUUGGGCAUUGCCACACAGACUGCGGUAGAUCAGGGCGUGAUAAGCCCUACGCCAGAGGAGGGGAUCUGGGCUUUGGAGCGUACACCGAAUGAAUGCUGCGCCCUCACCUCCCCUAAGACUCGUCUGGACCUACCUUCUGGCUCCCGUAAGAUAGGGGUUUAUCUGGAUUACGAAGGGGGGAAAGUUACAUUUUAUCAAGUUUUACAUUAUGGCGGAGAGCCAGUCUUUACUUUCACAGCCUCUUUCACUGGGAAAAUCAUCCCCUUCAUCAGGAGCCGGAGUGUAGAAUGUCAGAGCUCAGAUAGGCAGAAGCAGAACUUCAGGAUCGGACAACAGGGAAUAAAUGUAUAUGGCUAUGGCGUGCACGGAGGUUUCUAAAGCAGAGCCAGGAGAUGGGAAACGUAUACAUUUUAAUGACCACACAUUGGCAUUACAGUCUUGCCAGCCCCGAGCUUUCAGAAACAAUGGCUCAGGUGCCCCAUAAUCGCGAGACUGACUUAAGCAUCUUUUAUAAGAGGGAGCUAUUUUCCUUUGCCUCCUGGUUUCUUAGAUUUCAGGGGCUCUUCUCUCUAGUUUUCAAGCUUUUCCGACUGGGGCUAUCAAUUAAUUGACAGUAAGGCAUGAGAUUAACUCAAAACAAAUUAACACAGUGUGAUUUUAAGGGAGGGUUAAUGACACACCUCAGGAGACAGGGCUGGGUGGUGGCCAGGCCGACAGGGAGGCUCCAGGUGGGUGAGGGGAGAUACCCAUCCGGUGCUCCAUCCUCAGGACAGCUUCACCAAAUGUCACAGGGUUCCCCUGUUCCUUCCACCUUGCUCCGUUGCUGCUCCCACCUCCCCACAGAGCUACCCUAGGCCAAGCUGUUCCCGACCCAGUGGCUGCCUCCUGUAUGCUGCAUAAAGCGUGUGUGUAUGGGGGGGGAGGUGUUGGUGGAGGGGAAGGACUGAUGUUAGGGAGUCCCCCUUCCUCGCUCAUCUACCCAGUCACCAGUGAGUUGGGGUUGGGGAAUGUGUGUGUGGGGGGGACUGCUUGCUUAAAGAGACAGUAUACGUACACACACACACACACACACACACACACACACACACACACACACACACAGAGUCUCUCUGGUGGGGGGGACUGUUUGUGUAAAGAGACAGUAUACAUACACACAGUCUCUCUCUCUCUCACACACACACACACACACACACACAGUCUCUCUCUCUCACACACACACACACGCACAGAGUCUCUUUCUCCUUUUGUUGUUGUUACUUUUUGGUACUUUCUGUCAACAUGCUUAAGACCCAUCUAUUCUCUGCAAUUUUGUCCUUUGUUAUUUGAGUGUUUUGACUGGCCUGUGCACUCCAUUUCUCUCAUGCUUCAAUUUAAUUCAUUGAGUAGUGAGUUCUAAAAUGCUGAACCCGUCUUGUCUGCAGUAAUUACCCUUGUAUUACUAUAUUGUGCUUUGUCAUUCCCCACUUAAAAUGGUGCACCAAAUAACAGCAUCCUUCUAGAAUGUAACUUUAGCUUGUACUAACCUUAGCAGUGUCGGUUUAAAAAGAGAUAGAUGAACACAUAGCUUUAGACACUGGGCAGGUGAAGGUCGCUUAUUUUCAAAUGGUGUUUUGAAUUAGAUCUGUAAAAUAACUUAAAAUUCUUACAAAAAUAAAAGGUGGCGCCAAGUCUAAUACUAAUAAUGAUGAUGCAGUCAAAUUUCAGUGAGUUAAAUACCCGUUGCAAUCAUGCAAACAUAAAUGCCAAAAAUAAUUGGAAAAAUAAAUUCCUAUUCUUAAUAAAAAAAAACCAAACCCUUAAUCAUGAAUCAUGAGUUUUUUAGUGGAGUGAGAAACAAUUGAUUAAAAUAAUGCAGACAAUGCAAGUAACACAGUGUAUCUGUUAGAGAAAGUAAGCUGAUUUUAAGCAGAUUUUUGUUAGUAUUUAUCUCUACUAAAGAUAGUGUACGAAGAAUCAAACCCUGGGUUUCUGAUAUGCGUGAACACUCCAGAAGGGAUAAAUCAAGGCUUGGGAUUGGGAAUAUCUAGCUGGAUUUGUAAUACAGGAGAUUUCUGGGGGUUCUGCUAAGAGAGUCAAAUCAGGGUGAAUUGCUCAGAGACAAGGUUACUUACAGUCUAAGACUGAGGGUUCUCUUUAAGGUACCAAGCCAGCCACACCGAGCACUUCUGUUCACCACACUGACUAGCAAGUAGUCACACAAGCAAUCCCCUUGGACAGUCCAGUUUUCUUGUGCCACACCAGCCCCGCUCCUUACGGAGAUGAGAGGUGAUGAAAACCAAUCUCACCGUCUCCAAACAGCUUCUUCCAGACCCAGUCCCAGAUCAUACCCAAUUUAUACCUCGGAUCAUCCCCAAAAGAGCCUCUGGGCCAGUCCUUUAGGCUCUAACAUCUAAAGGUUUGUUAAUAAAAGGAAAGGCUGAGAGAAAAUUGCUAAAGGAAUCACACCCACAUCCCAGUGGCAAAGUGCUUGGUGCUGGCUUGUAGCAGAGAUGGAAUAAUCGGCUGUCUCGGUCAGGGAUGCGAAGGGUUAACUGGCAGGGGUUGGAGCAGCCCCCCAUCAACCCAACGUGGACUGGCCGGGCACGCCGCGGGCAGGGGCGCUCCAGCUUGGCGGCGGGCCGGAGAGCUUCCAGGUGCCUAAUCCGCCCCUGAAAUCAUGGUUAACGUUGCCCCCCAUCUCUCAACACCUGAACCGGUGUCCUUGGUGAGCCAGGAGUGGCCAGGGAGCUGCGGAAUGGCCAUGACAGCAAGGAGCCUGCAGUAGCACAGAGCUAAGGUGGCAAUACACCAUAGACCCGGCCACCCUUCCUUCCGUGCUGCUGCUGGCGGCGGUGUUGCCUUCAGAGCUGGGUGCCUGGCUAGCAGCCACUGCUCGCCGGCUGCCCAGCCACAGUUAAUUUGUGCUUGGCUGAGCUUAGGCUCCUUUUUCACUACACAUCCUGCAUUUAGAGGAGGCAGCAGGAUCUAGAGAUGGGGGGAUCUCAGGAAUCCCACGGUGGCCAGAGGCACCAAAACAUGCAUUUGCCUGGGGCACCAUUUUCCCUAGGGCCACCCCUGUCCCUAAGGCAGCACACAGCACACUGCCACCACGUGCAGAAUGUUCUGCUCUGAGAAGUCCAGGCGGGUGAGGAGGCAUCUAAAACGGGCCUUCUGCUGGCCGAAGGCACCCUCCACUAUGAUGUGGGCCCUGUUCAGCCUGGCAUUAAAUGCCUUUCGGGAAGGGUUGAGGUCUUCCAAGCUCUCUACACCCAAGGGCUAAUGGCUCCUGGGGGUAGGCGGUCCUGGGGAUAGGAGUCUCUGGGAUCUUAGGGGUCCUGAACAUCUUUAAAAAUCUGGCCCCAAGCAUGGGAGAUAGAAGCCCCAAUUUACCUUGGAGUACUAACAAUCUUAGAACACUGUUCUCAUUCAUCUAUCCCAGUGUCCUGUCUGCCCACAGUGGCCAAGGCCAGGUGCCCCAGAGGGAGUGAACACAACAGGUAAUCCUCACGUGAUCCCUCCCUGUCACCCAUUCCCAGCUUCUGACAAACUUCUGGGCUCCCUACCUGGAACCCCCCCUCCCCUCUGCCCUACCACAGGCAUCAGAUGCUGUAAUCCUGAGGGUGCCAGUCCCUCUCCACACCCCCACCUGUUGUGUGUUCUGUAGGAGCUGCAGACUGCCUGGCAGGCAUCGGCGUAACUUUCAUUCCAUUGACUCCUCGGCCAAUUUAAUUGUCUCAGCCCGUGUGCAAUUUCACCCCUCACAGUGGGCAGGAGGGGAGAUUUAUUCUCUCCAGACACAAUUCACUUAGUAAACUCUGAGUGAAGCCAGAAAUCACUGAUUUAUGCCCCCCUCGGAUUGAAAUAAAAUGAGGAUGGAUUCUCUCAUUUAGCACAAUUUUCUGUUCUGCAUUCACAGAGAUUCUCUUUUAAUUGGACAUUUAUAAAGCUAUUUUAUCCUGGUUAUUGUACCCAAAAUGAUUUAUGGCUGCCAAAGCCCCAGCAAGCCCUAUUAAGACUGAAUAACGAAUAUCAUCUCUCAGAAAACUACCCAUCAAAAUUCUCUUCUGCAGCCGAUUGCGGGGAGAGGGGGGGGAGCUAUUUUGGAGAUGCUUAAAAUAUAAACACACUUGGGAGCCGAAGUACUUUAGACAAGGGUCUGUACAGGAAGGCAGAGACCUUGGUGCUGGGAAAGAGAACGGAAAAAGCCUAUCAGCCAUGUUGUCCUGGUCAAGGAAGAUGGAAUCCACUAGAGCAAGGCCUACACACCCCUCCAGCCUGUUGCUUGCCUUAGGCCAGGCAUGUCCAAAGUCCGGCGUGCGGGCCAAUUGCGGCCCGUGUUCCGGUUUAAUACGGCCCCACAGGUAAUUUGGCAAUAUCUAUCUUUUAUGG